CAAAGCAUUGCAGACCAAUCCCAGAGCAAGGUAUCACUGAGCUUCUUCUUCUUCCUUCUGACAAAACCACAGUAGAAGGAAGAAGCUAAAGCUUCCUGUACUUGUCUUCGAUUUAUGGCCGCCAAGCUUCUCCAACCACCGUUCCAAGCUUCCCAUGUAAUUGCUCCAAAACCAAGAACCACAAAAAUGGUGAAAGCCCAGAGAUUUCUCCCUGACACUCAUCUAAUGAGCAAGAGCACAAUCUUUGGCGAUUUCCCAUCUGGGUUUACACCCAUUUACACCACCAAAGUUACAGAACAGAGCUCCGGCAUUGUUGGGGAUGAAACACUUGCCCAGAUCAAAACAGAGCUUUUCCAGGCCGUACAAGGAGUAAACAGAGGUAUAUUUGGAAUCCCAUCUGGAAAGAAAUCUGAGAUUGAAGGUUUGGUAAAGCUGCUAGAGUCUCAGAAUCCAACUCCAAAUCCUACUGUGAAGCUAGAGAAGGUGGGUGGAUCCUGGAAGCUACUCUACAGCACCAUUACAAUCUUGGGUUCCAAGAGAACCAAGCUGGGAUUGAGAGAUUUCAUUUCCUUGGGAGAUUUUUUGCAGAUCAUCGAUGUUGCUAAGGGAAAAGCAGUGAAUGUGAUCAAGUUCAGUGCAAAGGGACUGAAUUUGUUGAAUGGACAGCUCACUGUUGAGGCAUCCUUCAAGAUUGCUUUAAAAUCAGUUAAGAGCUCCUUACUCUGUUUUUUUUUUUUUUUCCAACUAAUAAUACCCAGGACUAAGUUGUUUUUGUUUAAUAUUCUACAGAGAGUUGAAAUUAAUUACGACAAGUCAUCGAUCACUCCUGCCCAGUUGAUGAAUGUGUUCCGGAAAAACUAUGAACUUCUACUUGGCAUCUUCAAUCCACAAGGCUGGCUCGAGCUUACAUAUGUCGAUGAUGACAUCAGGAUAGGGAGGGAUGAUAAAGGCAAUAUCUUCAUAUUAGAGAGAUCAAGAGAAUGAGGAAUAUGGGCCCUGAGGUUUAAAUCCCAGUUAGAAGAUCUCUCUGGAAGGGCUUAAUCAGUUCAUUAACAUAACAAUCAUCGUUGCUUUACUUCAAAAAAUGUUAGGUUGUAAGUCAAAUAAACUGCAGGCACCUUUUCAAAAAAUAAUCCAGUGGAUAUAUUAGGGCAUGAAAAUUUGUUUCAAGGAAUAUCUACAGAUUCUAAUUGUAGUUUCCUUAAAGAUACAUUUUUCCUAGCUGGUUGUAAUCAAAUCAAUACCUUUCCAUAGUUA
Messenger RNA from Corylus avellana, 1257 nucleotides. The record is from RefSeq and is a predicted model, not a curated record. Lineage: Eukaryota; Viridiplantae; Streptophyta; Magnoliopsida; Fagales; Betulaceae.